UUGACAACUCUGGCAAUAUGGCGUCGGAAGGUGGUAGCGAUUCACAGCUGAGAAGAAGAAGGCGCCGGGACACGGGGGAGCCGGAAAAAACAGAACUCGGCGAAAGAGAGCUGACAGUGGUUGUGGCUGUGGCCCAAGAGAACGAAGAGGAAAAUGAAGAGCGCUGGGUUGGGCCCUUACCUGUAGAGGCGACAUUGGCCAAGAAGAGGAAAGUUCUAGAGUUUGAAAGAGUCUAUCUUGAAAAUCUCCCCAGUGCAUCUAUGUAUGAGCGCAGUUACAUGCAUAGAGAUGUUAUCACCCAUGUGGUAUGCACCAAGACAGACUUUAUUAUUACUGCCAGUCAUGAUGGACAUGUUAAGUUCUGGAAAAAAAUAGAAGAGGGAAUUGAAUUUGUUAAACAUUUUCGUAGUCACCUGGGAGUUAUUGAGAGUAUUGCAGUUAGCUCUGAGGGAGCAUUGUUCUGUUCUGUGGGUGAUGAUAAAGCAAUGAAGGUGUUUGAUGUAGUGAACUUUGACAUGAUCAAUAUGCUGAAGCUUGGCUAUUUUCCUGGACAAUGUGAGUGGAUCUAUUGCCCAGGGGAUGCCAUAUCUUCAGUUGCUGCUUCUGAGAAGAGCACAGGAAAAAUUUUCAUUUAUGAUGGUCGAGGAGAUAACCAGCCGCUUCAUAUUUUUGACAAGCUCCAUACAUCACCUCUUACUCAGAUACGGCUGAAUGCAGUUUAUAAAGCAAUAGUGUCUUCUGAUAAAUCUGGAAUGAUUGAAUACUGGACUGGGCCUCCUCAUGAAUAUAAGUUCCCCAAAAAUGUGAACUGGGAAUAUAAAACUGACACCGAUUUGUAUGAGUUUGCCAAGUGCAAGGCUUAUCCAACCAGCAUAUGUUUUUCACCUGAUGGGAAGAAAAUAGCUACUAUUGGUUCUGAUAGAAAAGUUAGAAUUUUCAGAUUUUUAACUGGAAAACUCAUGAGAGUCUUUGAUGAAUCACUAAGUAUGUUUACUGAACUGCAGCAGAUGAGGCAACAGCUACCCGACAUGGAAUUUGGCCGACGAAUGGCUGUUGAACGUGAGUUGGAGAAGGUGGAUGCAGUAAGAUUAAUUAACAUAGUCUUUGAUGAAACUGGACACUUCGUGCUAUAUGGAACAAUGCUAGGCAUUAAAGUUAUAAAUGUAGAAACAAACCGGUGUGUGCGCAUCUUAGGCAAGCAGGAAAAUAUUAGAGUGAUGCAGUUGGCUCUGUUCCAGGGAAUAGCCAAAAAACAUCGUGCUGCAACUACUAUAGAAAUGAAAGCUUCUGAAAAUCCUGUUCUUCAAAAUAUUCAAGCUGACCCAACAAUAGUUUGUACAUCUUUUAAGAAGAAUAGAUUUUACAUGUUUACCAAACGAGAACCAGAAGAUACAAAAAGUGCAGAUUCUGACAGAGAUGUUUUUAAUGAGAAACCUUCUAAAGAAGAAGUCAUGGCAGCUACUCAAGCUGAAGGACCUAAACGUGUUUCAGAUAGUGCCAUUAUCCACACAAGCAUGGGAGACAUUCAUAUCAAACUUUUUCCUGUUGAGUGCCCUAAGACAGUGGAAAACUUCUGUGUUCAUAGCAGAAACGGCUAUUAUAAUGGGCAUACAUUUCACCGUAUAAUUAAGGGCUUCAUGAUUCAAACAGGAGAUCCAACAGGUACUGGUAUGGGAGGAGAAAGCAUAUGGGGAGGAGAAUUUGAAGAUGAGUUUCAUUCAACAUUACGACAUGACAGACCAUAUACACUCAGCAUGGCCAAUGCUGGAUCAAAUACUAACGGAUCCCAGUUUUUUAUAACAGUAGUACCAACGCCUUGGCUUGAUAAUAAGCACACAGUGUUUGGACGAGUGACUAAAGGAAUGGAAGUUGUACAGAGGAUCUCCAAUGUCAAAGUCAAUCCCAAAACAGAUAAGCCCUAUGAGGAUGUCAGCAUCAUAAAUAUUACUGUCAAGUAAAAUAAGUUACCUUAGGAUGUAGAAUGCACAGAACUACUAAAGUAAGUAUUCUGAAAUACAAAUGUGUUACCUGUUUGUUAGCAAAAAUCAGGAGCAAAGCAUCUCGGAGUUCUUUCUCUGUUAACAACUUUGCAAGUUCAUUGUGUGCUUCACUAACUCUGUCUCUAUGACUGCUGUCAACAACAAAUACAACAGCUAGCCAAAUUAAAAAAAAAAAAAAAAGAAUCUAAUUAGCCACUGGUUAACUUUAAGUAAAUGACCAAAUAUUUUAUGCUCUCGUUAUUACAUUAUGGUUAGUCUACUAUCUACUAUGUUUUUCAGAAAGGCUGCUCUAACAGCACCUAGCAAUACUUAGGAGUAUGGCUUCACAUAGUUCACAUAACUUUUCAGCUCUCUUCAUUUCCCC
This is a messenger RNA of Lynx canadensis (Canada lynx), 2364 nucleotides long. RefSeq names its product peptidylprolyl isomerase domain and WD repeat containing 1 (gene PPWD1). Lineage: Eukaryota; Metazoa; Chordata; Mammalia; Carnivora; Felidae. The coding region runs from base 18 to 1958 and encodes 646 amino acids. The record is from RefSeq and is a predicted model, not a curated record. The transcript is spliced from 12 exons. Gene Ontology annotation, biological process: protein peptidyl-prolyl isomerization. Gene Ontology annotation, molecular function: peptidyl-prolyl cis-trans isomerase activity; protein binding.